UAAGCUAUCGAUAUAUUGUUGAUUGAGUACGGUAUCAGUAUUCUAAGUGAAAUGCGGGAGUGUUUUAAGUAAAGUGCAGCUAAUUGUAGCGAUUGUAUAUACUUCUAAAUGUUAUUUAAGCUAAAGUCUCACACUAAUAAGAUAAACGCUGGACAUGCCACUGCAUCGCAUUCAUAGAACCACGACAGCCAUAAGCAUUAACACGCGGGUCAACUGCCAUAAACAACGUGAUCCUCUUCAGAGAUGGCCACGGAGCAACAGUCGUCAUUGUCCGUGCGCUGGAUGCGCCGUUACCGUGUCUGCUUUCUAAUAUUACUUUUAAUUAUUGCCAUCCAGAUAUUUCUGGCCUACAAAUCGGUUGACAUUGAUUUGGCGGGCGCACUGCGCACACAGCGCGACGUUCACGAGUCAGAAGUGCCGCCACCAGAGCCCGUAGCUCCGCCAGCUCCUGUGCAGGCUGUAGCUAAGAACUCACGCCUAACUUCUAAGGAACUGGGCUUCGAACCCGAGUGUGAUAUCAAUGCCAAGGAAGCAAUAUCGGCACUACAGCGUGCCAAGACGAAAGACUGCCGUAAACAUAUCGCCCACAUAGCCUGUGCUAUUCAAGCCGGACGCUUCUAUGCCUCUCAUCUGCAGAGCAGUUGUCCGGCAGGCAAUCAUACAGCCAAUGUAUCGCUGGGUUGCUAUCGUGAUGAGAAGGAUUCGCGCCUGCUAGGCGGCUACUUCACCAGCUUAAAAACGUUCAAUUCACCAGGCAGCUGUGUUGAGCUCUGCCUACAAUCCGGCUACCCAUAUGCAGGCGUGCAGUACGCCCGUGAAUGCUUCUGUGGCUUCGACAUGCCGCCCAGCUCCGCCAAACUGGCCGACUCUAGUUGCAAUAUGAAAUGCGUGGGCAACGCCAAGGAAAUUUGUGGCGGAAUAUUUGCCAUGAACGUCUACGAAACGGGCAUUGCAAAGUUUACGCCACAAACGGCAGCCAACAGUCCAGCCCCGGGCGACGAACAGCGUAACGUUCGCAUUGCUUUCCUGCUGACAUUGAACGGACGGGCCCUGCGCCAGGUACAUCGACUGCUGCGAGCAUUAUAUGAGCCGCAGCACGUUUACUACAUACACGUUGAUGCGCGUCAGGAUUAUCUGUAUCGCAAAUUGCUGGAGCUGGAACCAAAGUUUCAAAAUAUACGUCUAGCACGCAAACGUUUCUCGACAAUAUGGGGUGGCGCCUCGCUGCUGACCAUGCUGCUGCAGUGCAUGCAGGAUUUGCUGCAGUCCACCUGGGACUGGGACUUUGUCAUCAAUUUGAGCGAAAGUGACUUUCCUGUUAAGACGCUGGACAAGCUGGUUGCCUUUAUGAGCGCUAAUCGAGGUCGAAAUUUUGUCAAGAGCCAUGGACGUGAGACACAGCGCUUCAUACAGAAGCAGGGCCUAGACAAGACGUUUGUGGAGUGCGAUACGCACAUGUGGCGCAUUGGCGAUCGCAAGCUGCCGGCCGGAAUACAGGUGGAUGGAGGCAGCGACUGGGUGGCGCUAUCCCGUCCAUUUGUUAACUAUGUAACGCACCCAGCACAGAAUGACGAACUGCUGCAGGCUCUGCUGCAAUUGUUUCGGCACACAUUGCUGCCAGCUGAAUCUUUCUUCCAUACGGUGCUGCGCAACACGCAGCAUUGCCAUAGCUAUGUGGACAACAAUCUGCAUGUGACCAACUGGAAACGGAAGCAGGGCUGCAAGUGUCAAUACAAGCACGUGGUGGACUGGUGCGGCUGUAGUCCGAAUGACUUUAAGCCGGAAGACUGGCCUCGGCUACAGUCCACGGAACAGAAGUCACUUUUUUUUGCGCGAAAAUUCGAACCGAUUAUCAAUCAGGAGGUGCUGCUGCAGCUGGAGGAGUGGCUCUAUGGGCCAUAUACUAGUGAAUAUGUCAAUCUACACGGCUAUUGGCAAUCGCUCUACCAUCACGAAGAUGUACAUGGUGCGGGCGAUGAUCUGGCGCGCACUGUUGGCGACAGCCUAAUGCGUCUAUCUGCGCAACAGUUUAAACUGGAUGCGGUGCAGCUGCUGGAGCUAACACACUACCUGCAUCGGGAUCAAUAUAAGGGGUUCUUAGUGCGCUACAGUGCCUUGGCUAGAAACGAUUCGAAGGAGCUGCAGCUGGAGACGCGUGUGCGACCUGUGCAGCACGGCAAAGUGGCGAAGAAUUCACGUGUUACUAAACGCCUGCGCAACUUUGAGGUUUCUACGGACUUCGAUCAGAAGGAGCAGGUGGCGCGUAACUUCGCCAAGUUGUUGGGACCACACAGCGAUCUAUUGCUGAGCUACACAUAUCAGGGUGUAGCUACCUCGCAGGACGCAUCGCACUCGUACAAUUUGACGCUGAUCUGGCUGGAUCCAUUUGGUCGACUGCAAGACUUCAAUGAGCUGCAUGUGGAGGACUAUCAAAUCGAUGUUAUCAAUCACUCCAAAACGUUGCUGAAACGGCCGCUGACUCCUGGCAUCUGGACAGCCAAGCUAAUUGGACGAACUUCCAUCUACGCGCAGCUCAGGUUUCUAGUCGCUCCGCUAGCCUAUGCCAAUGGCGAGCCAAUUCACACUGUAGCUGCUGCACGCGCUCAAAAUGGUGGUCAAACUGUGUCUUUGCCCGAGAGCUUUGAACAGCCCGAGGAAUGGCAGCAACAUCUGCACAGCGACGGCGAAGUCAUUGCAUUACGCCAAGAGGCAUUGGCUCGUACGAAACUGAUUGGUCCGCCUUUGUACAGCUGGAUCGAUGAUUUGGUUGGCAAAUUCUUUCAACUACGUGAAACCUGCAUUGUGGAUGGAACUAGCGUGCUGCCGGAGCUGCCGCUAUGUCGAGACACCGCCUGGAGUUCGCUGUCCGCGGACCCCAAGAGCGAUAUGGAGGCGCUGCUCAGGCGUCGAUAGAUAGAUUGGCCACAGUC
This is a messenger RNA of Drosophila hydei, 2930 nucleotides long. It is a transcript of the gene oxt, whose product is annotated as xylosyltransferase oxt. The record is from RefSeq and is a predicted model, not a curated record. Gene Ontology annotation, biological process: heparan sulfate proteoglycan biosynthetic process; chondroitin sulfate proteoglycan biosynthetic process. The transcript has 3 exons. NCBI's taxonomy places the organism in Eukaryota, Metazoa, Arthropoda, Insecta, Diptera, Drosophilidae. Gene Ontology annotation, cellular component: membrane. The coding region runs from base 244 to 2913 and encodes 889 amino acids. Gene Ontology annotation, molecular function: protein xylosyltransferase activity.